AUGAGAAACUGGAACAAAUGGGCCCAAGCAGGGGCCAUUUUUGUGGUGUUUGUUCUAUUCAGAGCCCUGAUGAAUCGUGAGUCUUUUCCGGAUCAAACAGAAGGCCUAGGGUCGUUUUACAGACAGCCGCGAGUACAGCGACAGCAUAAUCCGGACGCCUCGCUCUCAAGACCUUUCCUAGACAAAAUCAACAGUUUUUGGCUGGUGAAAGGCAAAACACAGAUCAGAAACAUGGGCACUAUACAACUGACAUCGCGCGGCCAACCAGGUCAGUACGGCGCAGUCAUAUCGAAUGGUGCCGGAGACAACGUGCUAGACGACUUCGAGACCAUAGUAUCUUUCAAGAUAUACAACAACCAGGGCAGUGCGAUGCGUGGAAAGCGUCUAAUGGGGGACGGUAUGGUUGUCAUGCUCACGCCAGAAAAACAAUUUGUGUCGCUCGACUUGUUGUCUUCGUACGCCAGGAGACAGUACGAGCACAACUCCGGCGGAAUCUUGUACAACGACCAUGAGCUCAUGGGCCUACCACGAAAUCUGCCUGGCCUCGCAGUCGUUGUCGACACUUUCCGGAAUGACCAAAAAACCAAGAUAAAUGCGCCGUUCGCAUCGGUUCUACUGAUCGUCGACCCCCAAAGACAUCAUUACGACGCUGCCACAGAUGGUAGAGAGAGUACAGGGUUUAUGCUGGCGGGUCCCCUGAAAUUGAAAAACUCGCUCCUGUCAGGCAAGGACGCAAAGCUUAGAAUCAUUUCUCUAGAGAGCAUUGGGUUUUUGAAAAUAGACAUCGCGUACUCGGAGAACGAUGAGUGGAUUGAACUCUAUCAGAAAGAUACUAACUUGUUUUUACCUAAAAAUCAAAAAACGGGCGAACGUUACAUAGCGAUAGGCGCCUUGACAGGCGAGCUGUCCGAGACUGUCGAAAUACAGAACGUCCAAACGUCCGAGUUUCAUUGGGAUGGUCAUGACUACGAACAAUUCGACUUUGCCGAGGAAAUGCGUUUCUUUUUGGCUCACGAGUAUGGCGAGCGUAUUGAUAUCAAGGAAGACGAUUUUAAUGAUUGGAAAAUAGCAAAAGCGCAGGGCAAAACGAACUUGGACCUCCAUUUGAACAAGCCAUCAUCAUCGCCGUCAAAAACCCAUUCAAUACUGAAAUGGUCACUCAUCACUCUUUUACUGUAUGGCCUUUCGAUGCCGGGACGAAUCGCACUCAAACGCAUGCGCAUGGUCCAUGCCAAAAAGCAUUCGCGUAGCAUCUUGGGUUAG
Lachancea meyersii CBS 8951 is the source of this 1263-nucleotide messenger RNA. The record is from the annotation of a GenBank genome assembly. NCBI's taxonomy places the organism in Eukaryota, Fungi, Ascomycota, Saccharomycetes, Saccharomycetales, Saccharomycetaceae.